AUGGCGUUCAGGCCAAGAUACAAGAGCGUGUAUUGUGGUCCCCAGGAGCAAGGUUUGUAUCUAACGAUGGCCAUGACCAGUUUGGGAUGCAGCGGAAAGACGAAAAAUGAUCUUCUCAAAGCGCUGAAACUGCCGGAAUAUCGGAACGAGUACGAAGUGCAUGCGGCCACCGGUGCGCUGCUCAAUCGCGGACUGCAACCCUCCGGUUAUUUACACGUGCAUGCCGCCCAUCGCCUGUUUGUACUCAACCGUGCGGAUGUUGGAACCAGAUAUGUGAAAGACGUAUUCAAGUAUUACACAGCAAAAUGGGAAGAUUUGUCAAAUAUGAAGGAUAAUGACACAAAACGUCGACACAUAAACGACUGGGUGGGAAAAAUGACCCAGUAUAAUAUUCAGGAUUUGCUUCCACUCUCCAGUAUCACGGAGGAUACAAUAUUCACAAUGGUGGAUGCUCUUUACGUCAAAGGGAUUUGGAGAGAUCAUUUUCCGAAACAAUGCACAACUACAGCACCAUUUUAUCGAGAGAACGGACCCGCUAUGGUUGUGAAGAUGAUGUCCACUGAAGGGUUAUAUCAGAUCCAUGAAUUGCCGGAAGCUAAAGCCAGAAUGAUCAAGAUACCACUGGGGAAUCCGGAUUGGCAAUACCUAAUCGUCGUACCGAAUGAGGUGUCUGGGUUGCGUGGCGUCAUGUCCUAUCUGGCCACCGGAAACCAUUUGAUCGACCUGAUUAGCACACAGAACAAAUUGGCUUUUGUUCGCCUCAACUUGCCACGCUUCAAAGUCGGUGAUGAACCCUCGAUGAAUAUCAAACGUUUGUUGUGCUCCAUUGGAGCGUCAUCUGUGUUCCAGAAACAGGGGAAUGAAAUGUCCGGUAUUUGCCGUCAUCCAUCCGCUUGUAUGUCGGAUAUAUUUCACAAAGUUGUGCUGGAGGUGAAUGAGGAUGGCAAUGAAUUAAUUCAAUCGGGAGCUGUUCCACCCACAUCUCCACUGGGUUUGCCAAUGGUGGAAUUCUGUGUCAAUCGACCAUUCCUGCUGGCGGUUGUCUACAAUGAACGUAUUCCAGUGUUCAUGGGUUAUAUCAUGAGUCCCAAUAGCCGAUAA
Messenger RNA from Echinostoma caproni, 1101 nucleotides. The record is from the annotation of a GenBank genome assembly. NCBI's taxonomy places the organism in Eukaryota, Metazoa, Platyhelminthes, Trematoda, Plagiorchiida, Echinostomatidae.